Meloidogyne enterolobii is the source of this 1215-nucleotide messenger RNA. The record is from the annotation of a GenBank genome assembly. Lineage: Eukaryota; Metazoa; Nematoda; Chromadorea; Rhabditida; Meloidogynidae.
UGAAAAAAUACCAAUUAAAUUAAAUAUACAAAUUUUUAAUGAAUUUAAUUCUUUAAUAACAACAUCAACAAACAUCCAAAUCCUUAGACCCCUAAAACUUGAAAAUGAACAUUUUUGUAGAAAUGAAUUAUUUAUUUGGUUAAGGGAUGCUGAUUUUCAUGGAAUUGCUAGAUCUGAAAAAAGUAUUGAGGUAUGGCGGUUGUUUCUGUGGUUGAUGACGAGGGUAUUUUCCUUCCCGAAGCAAUUGAGGUCAUAACCCCCGAAGGAGCUAUCCGAGAAAGCAGUUUCCGUUGUCGUGUUUGGCCUUCAACUGAUCGCCCACGAUUUAAUGAAUUAAUUAAAGUUUUAUUACCCGAUCAAGAAGCAAAGAAUUUACAUUUACAAAUUUUAUUCUACAAUAAAUCAUUUAUCGAUAGAAAAUCAUUAUACAGUACCGGAGGAAGUUAUUCUACAAACUCCUUAAAUCCCAAAAAGGAAAAUAAUACUAAUGGCCCUUUUGCUCUAGCAUUUCUUCACCUUAUCCGUAAUUAUGUUCUUUGUAAUGAUGAUGAAGAUGAAUUAUUUAUUUACCGGAUAGACCGAACAAAAGGAGGAAAUUCUGAUGGAACUAAAAUUCUACCUCUUAGUGUUGCUUAUUUAAGUAAUCAGUCGAGGAGAAAGGAGGCUCAAGGCAUUACUAGCAAUGUUAGUGAUGACCAAUCAUUAUUCUCUUCCAAAUCUCGUUCAAGUUCAGUUGCUACAUUACCUUCAGCUUUGGAUUUAACAUUAAUUCAACAACAAUUAAAUCAAAAUUCGUUUUCUAAUGGUUAUAUACUUUGUGAAAGAAAUACUUUACAUUUUCAAUCUUUUAUUUGUUCACAAUUACAUUGUAACAAUAAAUUGUUAAUUCAGAUUCUUCGUUGGCGUGAUUAUUGUAACAAAGAAAACCAACAAAUUAAUGUUCUAAAACAAUAUUUGUUAGAAUUUUCCCGUUCAGAUUUAAAUUCAAAAAAUUAUUUGAACGAAAUUACAAAGUUUUGUCAUAAUUUUUUGGAUUCUUUAUUUCAAAUUGCUGAUGAAUAUUUUCAAUUACAAGUACCUGUUUUUGAGGCUUUAAUCCAUUUAUUUUCUUAUAAUGGGGAUUGCCCUCUAAUAAAAGAAAAAUUGGAAGAAUAUAUUCAAAGAAUGUUUUGGCCUAGAGCACAUGAAUUUCUUUUGGAAAAUUUUAUUAGGUGA